UAUUUCUGGUGUUAAAGAAGCAUUAGCCACAUUUGACGGCAUCAAAAGAUGGCAUCCUAGGAAAAUGGGACAUCUAUUGAUAGACAGCCACUAGAAACGUGUUUUUGUAAAUGCAUUGAUGUACAUUGAUCGCGAAGAGGGGAUGUCUGAGAAAGCCACAUAUGGAUCUCUUCAGCAAUCACUGAGACGGUGUUUCGAUGCUAUUGAACAGCAGCAGAAAGAAUGGAAACUUGCCAUCCAGGAGUGUGAGCCAUUAGUUGCUGCUUUGAGCAAUCUGUCAGAGCAGCUGCAAGCAUGUGAAAAAGUCAAUUUGCAGAACAGCCCUUUAAAUGAAUUUCCUGAUCUACAGGGACGUCUCCAAUACAAACUUAAGGCAGCAAUGGAGGUUACUCUAGAGAAACUGAAUGACAAAAUGUCUAUUCUGCAAAAAGUAAGAGAUGCUGUAAGCCACCAUGUUGGGUCUGUGCUGUACAUUUAUGAAGUGAAUGCAGAUGAUAUCGGCAUUGAAACCAGUCUCAUGCGUUCUAAUCUCAGUCCUUCAAUAGCCGACAUGCUCGAGUGGUUACAGGACAUAGAGAAACAGUACAGAAAUCAAUACCUGGCAAGGAAGCUUCUCCUUGAAGUGAGCUAUGAUCGUCUGGCAGAGAUUAGAAAUUUGUCACAGUCCUGGAGUAGAUUAGAAGAUAAGUCAUUAUCCAGACAACAGCUCGUAGAAGAUACCUUAUUAUAUGUAUCUUUCUUCCGGGAAGCUGCGUGAUGACAUGUUGAAUUUCUGACUUUAAACUCUCAUGCUGACAGGAGACCCAUGCUUGACCUUUCAAACUGAUUGAUCAGGAUGUAUUUUGAAAUGCAUUUGAGAAUCUCCAUGUUACCUCUGCAAGAACAACUGUGUUACCAAUUACCGAGCAUGGCAAACCGUUUCGCACCAGAUCAAUAGCACACAUGUCAAGAGCACACAUUGUGGAUAUAAAAUGUUUGUUUAUAUGUAUGUGAGUAUAUAAUAU
Molecule: messenger RNA, 1004 nt
Organism: Pelobates fuscus (common spadefoot toad)
Lineage: Eukaryota; Metazoa; Chordata; Amphibia; Anura; Pelobatidae
Gene: AIRIM
Product: AFG2 interacting ribosome maturation factor
Exons: 6
Coding region: 119-757 (212 amino acids)
Cellular component (GO): cytoplasm; nucleus
Source: RefSeq, a predicted model, not a curated record